Molecule: messenger RNA, 2858 nt
Organism: Cheilinus undulatus (humphead wrasse)
Lineage: Eukaryota; Metazoa; Chordata; Actinopteri; Labriformes; Labridae
Gene: gcfc2
Product: GC-rich sequence DNA-binding factor 2
Exons: 18
Coding region: 84-2702 (872 amino acids)
Biological process (GO): mRNA splicing, via spliceosome
Cellular component (GO): nucleus
Molecular function (GO): DNA binding
Source: RefSeq, a predicted model, not a curated record
UUCAAACCAUAUCAAACACGUUUUUACGUCGCCUAUCUCUGUUUAAUUUUAAUACACAACCAGUUCCUGUGAAUGUGGACGAAAUGUUCAACAAAAAGCCGCGGAGAAACUUUCGGCAACGAAAGGCGAACUCAAGUGACGAGGAGGAAGAUAAAAAGAGCAUCGAAGAUGGAGAGGAUAAUGAGAAAGCAGCCGUUAUGGCGAACAAGUCGUCUAAACUGGCUCAGGGCCGCGGCAUCUCUUGCAGCUCCAAGCGGGAACCAACGCCUCCCAAGCAGUGCAGCAAUGACGGGGAAGACGCGGAGACGUUGGAAGUUACAGAAGAAAUUAAAGACGGGAAGAAAGACAAACGUGGGAUGAAGAAGAAAACGGACGCAAUGCUUAGUUUCACUGACGACAAAGAAGCUGAAGAAACUACUUUCACCGUGAAGAAGUCCUCUGAUAAAGCUGUGCUGUUCCAGGUAAGGAAGAAGGAGGCUUCAACUGCAAAAACCACCCACAGCACAGCCCCAGUUGGUGGACGUAUACCUCAGUCUGCUUCUCCAAGGUUGGAUUCUGACAGAGAGUCUGUAGCUUCACCACAGUCUCAGCAGCCUUAUGAUGAUGACAAUGAUGAUAAUGAAGAAAAGGAUUAUGACAAUAAGAGUGAUGAAAGUGGUGCCCUGUCUCCCUCAGCAAGCUCAACCUCAGACUCCAGCCAUUCAUCUGUUAACCCAAUAGUUAUCUCAAAUGCUAAAGAGAUCGAGGCAGCCAGGAGACAGCGUCAUGCUCACCGAGCCAAGAAAGAGUUCAUCCCCCUGGGCAGAGAUGGCCACAGCUCCGCUGGUAGCACCCCUGAUCACUACAGCAGGGAAGGUGAAGAAGACGGGGGCAAUGAUGAUGACGAUGAUGAACUAGACGAUCACGAGAGGAGAAUCGAGUUCGCCCCACGACUAAAGAGCAUCAGGGAGAGGAUUGCUGAGAAACUUGGAGCAAGUGAUGCCAGUCUCUCAGGGACUGAUGAGGAGGAGCAGGAACUUUGGGAGGAGACACAGAUUGAAAAGGGAGUCAAGAGACAUCCAGGAGAACUGAGUCCAUCUGGCAGUGAAUCUAGCAGUUACAGCAGCAGCAGUAGCAGCAGGCGAAACAGACGAAACCCAAAGAAGAGACCAACAAUGGUCCCAAAAGCCCUCCCUCCUGUCAGUGUCUCAAUGAUCAAGAAAAGGAUCACAGGAAAACUAGAGUCCUUGAAGGAGGUGCACAGAGCACGGCAGGCUGAGCUGAGGAGGAUGGAGGGCGAUGUUGACAGCGCUAAAACCUCGAUGGAGACUCUGGAGGAAAGUUCCCCUGAGAACCAGCUGAAGUUUUACAGAACCAUGAACCUCUAUGUCCACAACCUGGUGGAGUGUUUACGAGAGAAGGUUGUGGAGAUCAACUCUCUGGAGCUGGAGCUACACACUCUGCUGUGCGACCAGAUGGAGGCGCUGACGGCACAGAGACGUCUAAGCAUCAAGGAGCAGGCUGAUCACCUGCAGCAGCUCAGCUAUGGCAAAGAUGAGCAGAGUGAAGGUUCAGCCAAUGGAACACAAAGUCAGAUCAAGGAGGAUUCUGAUAUUAAAGCUGAGGAAGAUUUAAAUAUACCUGAAGAUGCACAGCCAUCUGCAGAAGAAGAGGAGCAGCUACAGAAGAAGAAAGCUGAUAUCACAUCAAGGUCUCAGGCUGUGUUUUCUGAUGUCCAGGAUGACUUUUGUGAUGUUAAGAAGAUUCUGUCUCGCUUUGAAGAAUGGAGAGGAUGUUACUCUGACACUUACCACAAUGCCUACAUCUCUCUGUGUCUGCCCAAACUGCUGAACCCAAUCAUAAGACAUCAGCUGCUGGCAUGGAACCCAGUGAAGGAUGACAGUGGGGAGUUUGAAAAUUUCCCAUGGUUCACAGCAGUGGAGACGUUUUGUCACGGUCAUGGCCAUGAAGAGCUGGAGCACACAGAUAGACAAACACUGUCUAGCAUCAUAGAAAAGACAAUUCUACCCAAAAUAACAGCAUUUGUGGACCUGAUUUGGGAUCCCGUGUCCCGACAUCAGUCAUCCUGUCUGUCUGAAGUUUGCCUCAGACUGAAGGAGGACUAUUCUAUCUUUGAAGGAGAGCAGACCAAACCUGUCAAGGCAUUUGUUGAGGCUGUGACACGCCGACUGAGGAGCUGUGUAGAUGAAGAUAUCUUCAUUCCUCUUUACCCAAAAAAGCUCUUAGAAGACAGGUCGUCUCCUCAGCGUCAUUUCAGGGAUCAACAGUUCUGCACUGCCAUAAAACUACUGGGUAACAUGGGAAAAUUUGACCUGCUGCUUCCUGAGUAUGUGCUGAAGGAACUGAUGUUGGACAAACUCCUGAACAGAUACCUGAUGAUCACUCUCAGCAGUCAGACACUGGGCAACAGUGCUGUUCAUGCAUGCAGAAUGAUUGCAGACAGUUUGCCGCUCUCUUGGCUCAAAGGACAAGAUGUUUGUUUACCUCAGCUGCAGAAUUUCAAAAACUACUUGGUUCAGAGGGUUCAUACCACAUGCAAACAGCAGUCUCCUAAAGAUCCUAGCACAAGGUCUGCUGUGCUCCAAGUGCUGCAGGUUCUCAGUAAAAUCAGAUGCAAUAAUUCCAUCAUGACUUUGGCUGAAAAAUAUCACUAUGAAGAUCUCAUCUACUCUCACCAGCUGCUGAACCAAGAGGCCGUAUGAAGCAGGGACAUAGAAGAAAAGACGUUGCAAACAUGGUGCUUUGCAGUAAUCCAAGAUGUGUCACAGCCAGAGAGAGGACUUUUUUAUAAUUGUGAAAAUUUGCUAUCUCUUUAUACAGGAGAAAACUGUAUUUUAUUAAUAAAUAAUAUAACUUUC